UGUCCCACGAGAUACUUGCGCUUUCUGUUCCUUACCAAAUGCCACAAACUAUGCUAACAAACUCCGCUUAUGAAAUUAAGAACUGUAUUUUGGGAUUAUUUGAUUCCUAGUUGUUUAAAUGCUAGCUCCGAAGGCUCAAACAACCAAACUAUCAACAGAUAAUCUUUCGUAUCUAGAAUCUUGAGUGAAAAUAUAAGUUAGCAGCCUCGCUGUUACAUCUGGCCACUUGACAACUGGCGUUCACUUGGUUGUGUGUCUGGAGAGGAAGGAAAUAUAACCGGGAUACAAAUGCGGCUGAAAGACCCCUUCUCUUUAAAAACCGCAGACAUGACCAAGCGGUCUAACAAGCCAAAGAAGCCUCGCGAUGAAGACUCGUCCGAUGAGGUUGGCGUGCUGACGUGCCAGCAUGUGAGCAGGGCUGUGGACCUCAGCUCGGUGAAGAAGGCAGUGACAGGCAGCUUGUGGUCUGUGUGCUCUGAAUGCGUUAAAGAGAGGAAUUUGUUUGAGGGGGAAUCGGCAGGAGCACAUGAUAUUCUUGUGUGCCUCAAGUGCGGGUUCCAGGGAUGUAAUCAAUCAGAAUCUCAGCAUUCCACAAAACACCAGCAAGCCCAACACUCAGACGCUCACUGUAUCACUAUCAGCCUCAGUACAUGGAAGGCCUGGUGCUUUGAAUGUAAGGAAGAGCUCUCAACUAAUUGCAAUAAGAAGGCCCUGGCUCAGACUCUGGACUUCCUGCAGAAGCACUCAGCAAAGGCCUCCUCAGGAACAACUUCAAAAAUCAUCAAGCUUCGAGAGGAUCCCACUGAGUAUGUGGACUCUCAGAGAGGGAAGAGUCCAGCGAACAACACUCUUAUCCCUGUCAAGGGCAUCAACAAUCUGGGCAACACCUGUUUCUUCAAUGCAGUAAUGCAGAAUCUCUCCCAAACACAUAUGCUGAAUGACCUGAUUCAGGAAGUCAGGGAGAAAGGUCAUAAGAUGAAGAUCUGCCCCACUGCUGAGAAUAACUUGGGGCCACUUACUGUGACAUUACCCAGCCCAGAACCUCUCACUUCAGCCAUGUUCCUGUUCCUCCAAAGCAUGAAGGAGCCUGGGAAAGGGCCUGUCUCCCCCAAGAUCCUCUUCAACCAGCUCUGUCAGAAGGCCCCCCGCUUUAAGGGUUACCAGCAGCAAGACAGUCAAGAACUGCUGCACUACCUCCUGGACUCUAUGAGAGUGGAGGAGACAAAACGGAUUAAAGCAGGCAUCCUUAAAGCCUUUAACAACCCCACCGAGAAGACAGCCGAUGACGAGACAAAACGACAAGUGAAGGCUUAUGGGAAGGAGGGUGUGAAAAUGAAUUUUGUUGAUCGCAUUUUUGUCGGUGAGCUUACCAGCACCAUAAUGUGCGAAGAGUGUGAACAUAUCUCCACAGUGAAGGAAGCAUUCAUUGACAUCUCCCUUCCCAUCAUAGAGGAAAGGAUCUCUAAGCCCACAAACCCCGGUAGACUAGGGAAGAGUGGGCGGGAGCAAGAUGCUCUGGUACCCCACAGCGAAGACUCAUCAGGUGCCAACUCACAGGCCAGUAGAAACAGGAGACUGAGUGGACAGAAGGUGCAGAGUCGGCUUUCGUCCACUUCUCAUGAUGACAGGGGAGCAGACUCUGUCUCUAGCCGACAAGAGGAGGAGCUCUGUGUGGCUGGGCGUGGCCUGGCCAGUUCUCAGGCUGACGCAAUGGGCAGUCAAUCAGACAGCAGCGAGAAGGAUUCCAACAUGCAGGACAGUAGUAACGAUGCAGAUAGCGAGGCGUCAGAGAGUGAAUGGUCUCCUCGAAUCCCAUUCAGUCACAGUAGCACCUCAGAUAAUGUCUUAACCGCCAUGGCUACACCCACAACAGUACACCAUCCUAAGCCUAGCUUGAACCCAAGCUCAAGCCCCACUCCUAUGCCCUCCCCUCGACCUCAACAGGGCGGAGCUGUAGAGCAUCUUGUCAGUGCUGUGUCCAAGCUGGGCCUGGUUCACACUUCCACUGACACUCUACCCAUCAGCCAUAGACCAGAUGAGCAGACUGAGAUCCGGGAAAGGGAGAGAGAUCGGCAGAACCACCAAGGGGCCUUCCAGGCUCUUUGUCACAGCUACACACCCAGCUCUAAAGAGUGCUCUGUGCAGUCCUGCCUGCACCAGUUCACCUCAGUUGAGCUGCUCAUGGGUAACAACAAACUCCUUUGUGAGAAUUGCACUGACUGGCGGCAGAGACAGAUGAAGAGGAGCAGUGGUGCAGAGAAGAAGGCUGAGAAAGUGUACACCAGCGCCCGGAAACAGAUGCUUAUCUCUGCACUACCUCCAGUGGUCACUCUCCACCUUAAACGCUUUCAUCAGGCCGGGAUGAAUCUGAGGAAAGUUAAUAGACAUGUGGACUUUCCUCUUGUUCUGGACCUGGCACCAUUCUGCUCUGCCACUUGCAAGAACCUUGGGUCAGGAGAGCGUGUGCCUUACAGCUUGUAUGGCAUUGUGGAACAUAGCGGAUCGAUGCGAGGGGGGCACUACGCAGCCUACGUGAAGGUCCGCUCCCCCCAGCGCAAACCUGAACAGCGUCGGAACCAGUCAGAAAAAAAAAGUCAUUUGUGUUUGGAACGACACGAGGGUUCCAGAGAGGCCAGUUCAGCCCCACAAUGGCAGUGGGUGUAUGUUAGCGACACCAACGUACAGACUGUACCAGAGUCCAGAGUGCUUAACUCUCAAGCUUAUUUACUUUUCUAUGAAGAGGUGCUUUAGAGCCAGACGGCUGUGUGAAUUUGUAAUGAUCCAGAUAAAUGCUGGUGGCAGGCAAUGUCAGAUUGGACAACAUUGGGCAAUUUCUGCAUGCCUUUAUCAAUGUAUUUUAAUGUAAGAAGGAUUGCAUAUACUAAAUACAAGCUUGGCCAUUAAGCUAAAAUCUGUUGGCUUAUUCAUUACUCAAAGGCGAUCUGAAUUGAGAUUGGUAAGGGGGAGAGAUUAUUAUUGAUGUAAAAUAAUAUUCUGAAUUUAAGUUAUUUAUAUUUACAGCUAAUAUAUGACCUUAUCAUAUAUAUUUUUUGGUUUGUUUGUUAAAUGGAAAUGAUGGAAAACUGGCCAAAGAUUCAAAAUGUAUAGAAUAUAUAAUAUGAGAGGGACAUAGGAAAAAUGAGCAUUGUGCCAAAAGCAUCUGUCGUCUCAAACCUCUAAUAUGAAACGGAACCUCAGCACAACAUGCAGCUGUAGGAUGUCACACACAUACACUCACCGGCCACUUUAUUAGGUACACCUGUACAUCUAUUUAUUCAUGUGAUGAUCUGAUCAGCCAAUCAUGUGGCAGCAGUAUAAUGAAUAAAAUCAGCCAGAUAUUGGUCAGGAGCUUCGUUUAAUGUUCACAUCAACCGUCAGAAUGGGAGAAAAAAUGUGAUCUCAAAAAACAACCAAUGAGUGGCACUUCUGUGGACGAAAAUGCCUUGUUGAUAUGAGAGGUCGCCUGAGAAUGGCCAGACGGGUUUGAGCUGACAGAAAGGUUACGGUAACUGAUGGUAGUGAGCAGAAUAGCAUCUCAGAAUGCACAGCAUGUCGAACCUUGAGGCGGAUGGGCUACAACAACAGAAGACCACGUUGGGUUCCACUUCUAUCAGCCAAUAACUGAAAACUGAAAGUCUGCAGUGGGCCUAACAUUUGUGUACCUCAGCAUAAAUCCAGAUUUGUCAGAGCAGGCAAAGUUUUUCCAAUGACUACUGUCCUGUUUUGGUGAGCCUGUUCCCACUGCUGCCUCCUGUUCUGUUUCCUGUUCUUUGCUGACAGGAGGGGUCUUCUGCUGCUGUAGCCCAUCCGCUCAGUGUUCGACGUUUUGUUCGUUCAGAAAUGCUUUUCUGCAUAGCACUGUUGUAACUAUUUAUUUGGGUUACAAUCACCUUCCUGUCAGCUUGGACUAGUAUGGCCAUUCUCCUCUGACCUCUGUCAUUAACAAGCCAUUUUCGCCCACAGAACUGCGGCUCGCUGGAUGUUUUUUGUUUUUCUGUCCAUUCUCUUUACACUCUAGAGACUGGUAUGCAUGAAAAUCCCAGAAGAUCAGCAGUUACAGAAAUACUCAAACCAGCCCAUCUGGCACCAAAAAUCAUGCCACAGUCAAAAUCACUGAGAUCACAUUUUUCCCCAUUCUGAUGUUUUAUGUGAACAUUAACUGAAGCUCCUGACCCAUAUCUGCAUGAUUUUAUACAUUGCACUGCUGCCACACGACUGGCUGAUUAGAUAAUCGCAUGAAGAAGUAGGUGUAUAGGUGUGCCUGGUAAAAGUGGCUGUUGAGUGUAUAUAUGCACAAGCACAAAAACACAUUGUGAUGUUCUUAGAAAGAAACAAUACUACAUUCACAAGGUUGCUUGGUUAACAUAUACAUUUUAAUGUAUAUAUAUUUUCAUUUGUUUUUGUUGUAUUUACACAUUUUGCUUUGGUUUACUAGAUUUAGACACAUAUCAACUAGCUUUCAUAGAGUUUUUGAAUGAAUCAAGACAUUGACAUUUAUUUGAUUGGAUUGACUGCAGUGGGCAUAUAAUUGUAUAAACUUAGAUUGUGUUAAUGUAUUUCUUGUCAAACGUAUUUCACAUUAUCUCAAUCUAAUAGUUAAGGAGUUGGUGCAAUAUUCUUGGACUUUGUAAACAAAAUUUGCCAUGGUUUUGUUUGUUUUAUUUUUUUCCAGAAUUUAUUUUGAAUUUAAAUCUAAUUAUUUUUUCAUCCAUGAGUUUUCAACUACUACUGUGUGUGUGUGUGUGUGUGUGUGUGCGUGCUAAUUUGCAAGCAUAUAUAUAUAUAUAUAUAU
Messenger RNA from Xyrauchen texanus (razorback sucker), 4792 nucleotides. Its product is annotated as ubiquitin carboxyl-terminal hydrolase 45. The record is from RefSeq and is a predicted model, not a curated record. Gene Ontology annotation, biological process: protein deubiquitination. The coding region runs from base 289 to 2751 and encodes 820 amino acids. The transcript has 19 exons. NCBI's taxonomy places the organism in Eukaryota, Metazoa, Chordata, Actinopteri, Cypriniformes, Catostomidae. Gene Ontology annotation, molecular function: zinc ion binding; cysteine-type deubiquitinase activity.